This is a messenger RNA of Cherax quadricarinatus, 6752 nucleotides long. It is a transcript of the gene FBXO11, whose product is annotated as F-box protein 11. Gene Ontology annotation, biological process: regulation of apoptotic process; ubiquitin-dependent protein catabolic process. Gene Ontology annotation, molecular function: protein binding; zinc ion binding. NCBI's taxonomy places the organism in Eukaryota, Metazoa, Arthropoda, Malacostraca, Decapoda, Parastacidae. The record is from RefSeq and is a predicted model, not a curated record.
GGCGGCACAAAAUGGCUGGCUCAGUGGCUGGUAGAGUGCGGUGAGGGCAGACAUGACCUUUGUCUCCAACCUGUGAAGCAUUUACGCUACCUCUAACCUUAAAAUGUCGAACCCUACGUUUAGAACGCGCAUAUCACAAUUAAGAAAAAGGAAAAUUACUAAAAAGAAAAUAGUGAGGAGGGGAAACCCGUUAAAUCAACGAAAUAAUGAGGAUGAUUGUGAAGUCCCUAUAGUUCCUGGAUCAGCUCUGGCUCUUUUAGGGCUGGUGGCUGGAGGAGCAGCUGCUGCUGGUGAAGCAGGCCCCUCCUCUGCUCUUGUUGGCACUUCCACACAUCACCAUCCUCCAUAUCACCUACGUCGCAAGUCCCCUACACAUCCAGUUAGCCCACCUUCCACCAUAGGAGCAGCAGCAGCAACAGCAUCAGUAACAGCCUCUCCUACUACAGCAUCACCAGCGGGAGUCUCAGCCGCAACAGCUGGACUUCCGUCUGCUGCCACAAACUCUGCACCAUUGCUCUCACCCACUGCUGCUAUUGCUGCUGCAACUACGUACUGCCCUUCCAUGCUACCUGCCCGCAAGCGCCCUCGGAGAACAUAUUUUACAGGGGAUUCUUCCACAGGGCUUGGGUGCAACCCAUUUACUGCAGCACAUUACCUCUUGUAUGAACUUCCUGAUGAGGUGCUACUCACUAUUUUUUCCUACCUGUUUGAGAGAGAUCUUUGUCAUGUAGCACAAGUCUGUAAACGCUUCUACACGAUAGCCAAUGACAAUGAGCUUUGGAAAAAUCUUUAUCAAGGUCUUUACGAGUAUGAUCUACCAUUAUUCAACCCCUCUUCAUGCAAAUUUGACUUUGUACAACCUGAAGACUGUGACUGCGAUAACCCUUGGAAAGAAAGUUUCAAGCAGUUAUAUCAUGGGGUACAUGUUAGAGAAGGACAUCAAAAAUAUGCAACAAAGGAGACUGGUCGAUCUGUUGCAUAUUUUGAAACUAUACAGGCUGCCUUUGAAUACUGUGAUGAUGCAGAGAAACCUCUUGUUUUAAUUCAUUCCGGUGUCUACCGGGGACAACUUAUUGUUAUCGAGACCAACAUUGCUCUUAUUGGAGCUGCACCUGGCAAUGUGGCAGAGAACGUAAUUUUAGAAAGAGAAUGUGAAUCCACCGUUAUGUUCAUGGAAGGAGCACAGCAGGCAUAUUUGGGUUAUGUCACAAUAAAAUUUUCUCCUCCUAGUUGUACAGAAACUAUGCAGCAUCACAAGCACUAUGCACUGGAAAUCCAAGAGAAUUGUGCACCCACUAUAGAGCACUGCAUUAUUCGCAGUAUUUCUCAUUUGGGAGCAGCAGUUAGCGUGAGUGGUCCAGGUGCAGAACCAGUAAUUCGUCAUUGUGAAAUAAGUGAUUGUGAGAAUGUGGGCCUCAUUAUUACUGACCGGGCACAAGGCCAUUAUGAGGAUAAUGAGAUCAGUCGCAAUGCCCUGGCUGGAAUAUGGGUCAAGAACUAUGCAAACCCCAUCAUGCGGCGCAAUCACAUUCACCAUGGGAAAGAUGUGGGAAUAUUUUGUUUUGAUGGAGGACUAGGCUACUUUGAGGCAAAUGACAUCCAUAAUAAUCGUAUUGCUGGCUUUGAAGUCAAGGCUCAGGCUAACCCAACGGUUGUACGGUGUGAAAUACACAAUGGCCAAACAGGAGGUAUAUAUGUACAUGAGCAUGGAAUGGGUCAGUUCAUAGAAAAUAAAAUUCACUCCAACAAAUAUGCUGGAGUGUGGAUAACCUCAAACAGCAAUCCAACUAUUAGACGGAAUGAAAUUUACAAUGGUCUUCAAGGUGGUGUUUAUAUAUUUGGAGAUGGCAGAGGACUUAUAGAACACAACAAUAUAUAUGGUAAUGCAUUAGCUGGUAUCCAGAUCCGCACCAACAGUGAUCCCAUAGUGCGGCACAAUAAGAUUCAUGAUGGUCAGCAUGGAGGAAUAUACGUACAUGAAAAGGGUCAAGGACUUAUAGAAUGUAACGAAGUAUAUGCCAACACACUUGCUGGAGUCUGGAUUACAACAGGAAGCACGCCAACAUUAAGAAGGAACCGUAUACAUUCUGGAAAGCAAGUGGGCGUUUACUUUUAUGACAAUGGCCAUGGAGUGCUAGAAGAUAAUGAUAUCUUCAACCACUUAUACUCAGGUGUACAAAUUAGGACUGGAAGCAAUCCAAUAAUCCGUCGAAAUAAGAUAUGGGGUGGGCAGAAUGGUGGUGUCUUAGUAUAUAAUGGGGGAUUGGGGGUACUUGAACAAAAUGAGAUAUUUGACAAUGCCAUGGCUGGUGUGUGGAUCAAGACUGAUAGUAAUCCUAUUCUACGACGAAACAAAAUAUAUGACGGAAGAGAAGCUGGAAUCUGUAUAUUUAAUGGUGGAAAAGGUUUGCUAGAAGAAAACGACAUUUUUCGUAAUGCACAGGCUGGCGUCUUAAUAUCUACACAAAGUCAUCCAACUCAAAGCCACCCUAGUCUAAGAAGGAACCAGAUAUACGAUGGGUUGGCAGCAGGAAUCGAAAUAACAAAUAAUGCCACAGCUACUUUAGAGUACAACCAAAUAUUUAAUAAUCGUUUUGGAGGACUGUGUUUAGCAUCAGGAGUGAAUCCUAUCCAAAGAGGCAAUAAGAUUUUUAAUAACCAUGAUGCAGUGGAAAAGGCUGUAUCAAGUGGCCAGUGUCUUUACAAGAUAUCAUCGUACACCAGUUUUCCCAUGCACGACUUCUACCGGUGCCGAACGUGUAAUACCACUGAACGUAAUGCUAUAUGUGUAAACUGCAUCAAAACUUGUCAUAGUGGACAUGUAGUUGAGUUCAUACGUCAUGACAGGUUUUUCUGUGACUGUGGUGCAGGGACAUUAAAUAACCAGUGCCAGCUACAGGGAGAGCCAACUCAAGAUACAGAUACUCUGUAUGACUCGGCCGCUCCAAUUGAAUCCCAGUCGCUCAUGGCGGAAGUCUAACUACCGCCCAAAAACCGCUUAGCUAUGUCAAAAGUGUCUACGUAGAAUCAACCUCAGAUACCCACCAGCCUUCUGAUCUAUAACCAGUAUUUAGAACAGCAGGAUUAGUGUCAGUGUGCACUGUACUUGUGGCCAAACUUGAAGUAUUGGCAAUUUAAGGUUAAUAAAAACACAUACCCACCUUCUGUACUGUGAUUUGUCCACAUCAAUACAUAGCCUUAUACUGGAUUAUAUUUCUAUUUACUAUGACUUAUAUGUGGACUUUAAAAAAGUGAUUGUGGACACCUGUACAGUUCAUGAAAAGUAGACCCAAAGUGGCUUUUUAUCAAAAGUGCAUUAAGUGUAAUGGAGGGUGAUAUGGAACAAAACUCCUGUAUUGAAAAAUGUUAAGUGGCCUGAUUUGAUCCUGCUCCAUCUUUACAAUUAUCCUCAUUUUUUACAUAAGCGUGAUGUGUAUCACAUCAAUUUUAUGGAAUGGCAACACCAGGUAGUUGUCAAAACAUUUCCUGCACAAGAUGAAAAUUAUUUUGUAGGUCAGUAUUGUUAAUAUACAUUGCACAGGGAAACUACUGUGGAUAAAUGCUUGUUUUCAUUGUUAGUACACACUUGCUAUAGAGAUAACCAGAAAUUGGCACAAAACCAUAACCUUUGAAGCACAAGAAUGGUUGUUCUCCAGCUAGAAGACUGUGCGUGUUUCCACUAGUACCAGUGAUGUACAUAAAUGCUGUUUGGGAUGUGUGAGGGCUUUGUAAAUAUGUGUUGAAUGCAGGAAAACUAGCCUAGAUACAGCUAAUGAGGGUCAAUUUGCAGUGUUAUGAUUGAGUACAGUUCGUAAUUAGAGUUUAAGCUGUUAAGAUUUUUAUAUAUUACAAUAAUGAUGACAAAACCAAUAUGCAGUAAUUGUAGUUGUUUCUGAUCACUUCCUGUGUUCUGUUUUGAAGAUCUGUUGUAUUUUUUUGCAUGUGAAGUUUAGUUGCAUUUAUAAUGUAUUUGUGACAUAUAAGGAUAUUUGUUGUCUCAAUUUUGUUAAGAUUUUAUACUGAAUUGGAACACUACAGAUAACUGUGAUUAAAACCAAAAUAAGCCUAAUGUUACUGCUUACACCCUGGGAGGGGCCAAGAAAAUACACCAAUGGCAUCAUUUCCCAUUGCAGUAAAAUUAUUUUCCUGCAGAAUGUAGUAUUGGUAUGAUAUUUGUGCAGCUUUGUGAAGAUGGAUUUAGAUAGUGCCUUUAUUUUUGCAUUCAUAGGUAGCAUGUCCGACCACAGUGUCUGAAUCCAUUGUGAUCCCAUCAUUCCCUGCAGUACAUGGCCACAAAAUUUUUCCUUCCAUAAUUCAAUAUAAACGUUCUUUUCUGCCCAUGCUUGCACCAACACCCUUGACUGCUAUAUUUUUACCUACAUUUUCUUGCUAUAUCACUCAUUGACUUAAAUUUGAAUAUAUUGUUAACCUUUCCCUUGCAGUAUAAAACUCGGCACUGUGUUCUUUGUGACUCCACCUAUGUAUCUCCAUCCUAUGAACCUAGGGAUGAGCAGUAUAAGUUGACACAACUUUAAAUGCGUUCCUUAUGACACUAUAUUCAUGUGUCCUUCAUAUAGUCCUUGUUAUACAACCUCAAUAUUCCUUGUGGCUCCUGUGAUAUGGAGUCCAACAUCAAAAUAACCUUUGCUGGUUUCCUGUAAUGACUUCAUGGACCGUGUGACGGCCUCGGUAUGAUAUUUUCAUAGGUCUUGUAAUAAAUAUAUUAAUGCCUGACUCUGUUUUCCCUGUCACACUGUUCCCUUCCCUUUGUCCCUGUGACACACCAUACCUCAAUACCCCCUCCUUGUUGUCCCUAUCACACAGCUGUAAAAAUUCCUCCCAUGUUUUGUAUGGAAUCUUCCUAUAUAGAAGUAGCGAUGUUACUGUUGCUCAAUGUGCCAUAUGUGUGUUUUAGUUUUUUCAUAUAGUUUAGAGUUCAAAAUGGUAUAUGCAUAUGUGCCAGAAAGUUGAAAGAAUGAAUUGAGAGAUGUGUAAUCAACUGAUCUAUAAAUCAUAAAAGCCCAGAGAAGAUACUCAUGUUAAGUGUGUUUGGUUUGAGUAUGCGUGAAUGACAUUAACAAUGACGUAAUAUAUUUUGAUUGCCUUUGGUUUAUAAGGCAUAUUGCUAUCAGACGCAUUCUAAUUUCUUUUUAAUUAGGAAUUAUCUAGUGCACAGUAAGAAUAUGUAAUGCUUUAUCACAAUGAAGUGUUACCUUAGUGUUCAAGUGUGCUUCCAUAAUAAUUGUAAUUGGGCUCCCCCUUCCAUUCAACUAAGUACAUAUUAGCACCACUUUGUGUACAUCAAAGAAUUGACACUUGAAAAGAAUUGAGGAGGGGGCCUUACCUAAUAAAGCCACUAAACCUGUGAAGAGAUUGGAGGCAGACAGUUGUAACUUCAUCUAUAUUAUUUUUCCCCUUCUUCUUUCUCACUUUUAGACAGAUUGUAUGCUGGUUAUGUGUUUGCUUCUGCAAUAGAUUUCUUAUGCCAGAACAGAGAUUUGUAUUCGUUUUAGGAUGCACAUCUUCUAAUUCAUGUGUACUUAGUGUGCAGUUGUAGGACUGGUGUAACUGUGACAGGUAAAGAUACGAGCAAGAUAGUAAUGGUUUUUGUAUCUUAUUGUAUCGAGGGGGGGGGGAAAUGCCAUCCACAUUGUUUGAAAUUUUAUAUAUUUUUAGUGGGAACCUUUGGGAAUGGAUGAAAAACUGGCUUAAAGGUAAAUAGCUGUAUACUGUAUUAUAGAUCUCUCAUAAAAUUGAGCGUGAAAGCUUUUCUAUUUUGACAGUUCGUAAUCAAAAUAACAGUUUACUGCUAGUUUCGUAUAUUUACUUGACACAAACAAAUGUGCGUAUCCUUCUUAAUAUGCCUAUGAGUGAAUUAUGUGUAAGUAAUUACCAGUGGCUAGGUAUAAUGGAACUGGUAUUUUAUCAUACAUCUUUCAGAAAAACACAAAGAAAAUAGUUUCUAUUUUCCUGGGCAUAGAGAGUGAGGGUUGGGAAGAUAAAUGCUGUUAUUUGCAUCUUCAGCUCGGCUAAUGCUCAGUUGUGACUUAUGUAAGAGUAUGAUUGCUUAAUAUUGCAUCAUAAGCAUAUAAACAAAAUAAAGUAUAAAAUAUACAAAUGUAACUCAUGGGUUGCUACAUAAAUCACAACAGAAACUAAGUUGGGCUGCAGGAUGAAGAAACGUGUACCCAGGUCUUAUUGUACCUCCAGCUGAAAUUUUGUAAGACUCCUUGAGUAAAUAGUUACUAGUUAAUUGGAAAAUGGCGUGUUUUUUACACUUUGAUAGUGAUGCAAAGAAGUAUAUAUUAUAUAUAUAUAUAUAUAUAAAUAUAUAUAUGAGUUCACAAGUUUUCAACACUCAAGUGCAGUUUGUAAGUAGUGCAUUAGAUUGUGCGCUGUUGUAUCUCGGCAUCACAUCCCACUUUGACCUGUAUAGCCUUGAAGUGAAAUAUUCAACAUAGGGGUAAUAUUGUAAGUACAUAUUGCCAGGCUUAUAUAUCUGGCAGAUACUUUUUAGGUGACAAGAAAUACAUAAAACACACAACUUACUGCUGUGAUGUAUGCCCAACUUGUAAAGAAAACUUAUUUUAUAGUCACUGACAUGACAGGCUAUGUUAUAAGCAUUGUCAUCAUUUUUAAUGUAGGCAUGGAGUGGUUUUUGUAUUACCCAGGUCUCAUAUUCCACAUAUCGAUGUAGCAUUCAUAUUUGCUCCAAGGUAAAAAAAAAAAAAUGCAGGUCAAAAUACUGCCUU